Messenger RNA from Neolamprologus brichardi, 3337 nucleotides. Lineage: Eukaryota; Metazoa; Chordata; Actinopteri; Cichliformes; Cichlidae. The record is from RefSeq and is a predicted model, not a curated record.
CUUCAGAGGUCUAUUAGAGGUCAGUCUGAGUCCUUCUAAUAGCAACUGCAGCAGCACAGGGCCUUUCAAAUAUCCACUGUGGCCACGGUCUCGACCUUUCUUCAGACACACGCUGUGAGCAGUUCACUGCAAAAUGACCAUGCAGGCUCAGGAGGUCCUGAGACAGCUGCGGAUUCCCGAGCUGGAUGACUUUCGGCAGUACGUCCGAGGCUUUCCCACCAACGCCCUCAUGGGUAUGGGUGCCUUCGCGGCCAUCACCACCUACUGGUUUGCCACCCGGCCAAAAGCCCUCAAACCACCCUGUGAUCUUGGACUGCAGUCAGUGGAGUUACCAGGUGGUGAGCGUGCGAGAAGAUCGGUGUUUUGCGAAGACGGCUCUUACCUGACACACUACUACGAUGAUGCACGCACGUUAUACGAGGUGUUCCUACGAGGGCUCAGAGUAUCAAAUAAUGGACCUUGUCUAGGAUCGAGGAAACCAAACCAGCCAUAUGAAUGGCAGACUUAUAAAGAGGUAAUAGAUAGAGGAGAAUGCAUCGGCUCCGCCCUCCUUCACAGAGGACACUCUCACACAGGAGACAAAUUCAUCGGCAUCUUCGCUCAGAACAGACCAGAGUGGACCAUUACAGAGCUCGCCUGUUACACGUACUCCUUGGUGGCUGUCCCGCUGUAUGACACACUCGGCUCUGAAGCCAUUGACUACAUUAUUGAUAGAGCCGACAUCUCAACGGUGAUCUGUGAUGUCCCUGAAAAGGCCCGGAUGAUUCUGGAUUGUAUCAGCGGAAAAGCACGAGCGGUGAAGAUGAUUAUUCUCAUCGAGGCGUUUGACAGCGACCUGGUGACCCGCGCAAAGGAGAACGGCAUCGAGAUCCUGAGUUUAAAGGAGCUAGAGGCCUUGGGUAAAGCUAACCUCAAGCAACCAGUGCCUCCCAAACCAAAGGACCAGGCUCUUAUCUGCUUUACCUCUGGAACAACAGGAUACCCAAAAGGUGCAAUGAUUUCUCAUGAAAACGUAAUCUGCAACACUGGCGCUUUCAUUAAAUUGACCAAGGUAAACUGCAUGCUGAACGCCAAUGACAUUCACGUAUCCUAUCUCCCUCUAGCUCACAUGUUUGAGAGGGUUGUGGAGUGUGUCGUACUCGUCCACGGGGCUCGAAUCGGCUACUUCCAAGGGGACAUUCGACUCUUGAUGGAUGAUCUGAAAACACUCCAGCCAACAGUUUUCCCGGUUGUCCCCCGCCUCCUCAACCGCAUGUUUGACAAGGUUUUUGGUCAAGCCAACACGCCACUGAAAAGAUGGCUGCUUGAUUUUGCCUUCAGAAGGAAAGAGGCGGAGCUUAAAAAUGGAGUGGUCCGGAAAGACAGCAUGUGGGACAAACUCAUCUUCAAGAAAGUGCAGGCGAGCCUCGGCGGCCGCGUGAGACUCAUGAUUACAGGAGCAGCCCCGGUAUCCCCGACCAUCCUGACUUUCCUGAGAGCUGCUCUCGGCUGUCAGUUUUAUGAAGGUUACGGACAGACUGAAUGCACAGCUGGCUGUACCAUGUCGAUGCCUGGGGACUGGUCAGCAGGGAGUGUUUAUAAAAUUAGCAGGAGCAGUGAAGGCAGCCUGGAGAUGGUGGAGAAGAUGACCUCAAACAGAAACUUGGUGUGCGUCAAAGGACCAAAUGUAUUCCAGGGAUACCUGAAAGAUCCUGACAGAACAGCUGAGGCUAUUGAUAAGGAUGGAUGGCUGCACACUGGUGACAUUGGGAAAUGGCUUCCUAAUGGCACUCUGAAGGUUAUUGACAGAAAGAAACACAUUUUUAAGCUGGCACAGGGAGAGUACAUCGCCCCGGAGAAAAUUGAAACCAUCUAUGUUCGCAGUGACCCCGUGGCCCAGGUGUUUGUUCAUGGUGACAGCUUACAGGCAUGCCUGGUGGGGAUAGUGGUGCCCGAUCCUGACUUCUUACCUAUUUGGGCCAAGAAAAAAGGGUUUGAAGGCUCUUACUCUGAGCUGUGUGACAACAAGGAUGUGAAGAAGGCAAUUCUGGAGGACAUCUUGAAUUUGGGCAAAGAAACUGGACUCAAGUCUUUUGAACAGGUGAGGGACAUUGUGUUACAUCCCGAGAUGUUCUCUAUCCAGAACGGUCUGCUGACUCCAACCCUGAAAGCCAAGAGGACUGAGCUUCGGAGCCACUUCAGAGAACAGAUCGAUGAACUCUAUGCCAAAAUUAAGAUGUAAGCCAAGUUCAAGGCGUAUUAUAGGGAAGCCGUUCAGAGACAGCCAGAACCAAACCGUGUGCUGAGGGAAUCCGUCUCACUUUCUCUGCAAGUGACAAUCUUAACAGUUAUAUGGGGAAAAAGCUUUCAGGAUAAUUGGAUAAUGAAUUUUAAAAGUGCAUUUUAUCCCCACUUUGAUCAAUAAUCACACAGAUCCAUUAUCCCAGCUAACACUGGCUAACUGGCAAAGAGAUCCGCAGAACCCGCAUCCAGUUUCUUGUGUAGUUUAUCCAAGAAUAAGGGUUAAAAUGGCACAGAGGAAGUUUGACUUCUGCUUUUAUGUAUGACAACUUCACGGUCAGAAAGGUGCUGCUAGUUUUAUUCGUGAGAGCAACAAGAGAAAAUCUUUGAAAAUACUUCUACAACAGUGACAGAUAUUAACUAUUUAUAUGCCAUGACAUUUCAUGCUUUGGUUAUCUAUUUAAGGGGAUAUUUAAUAUCAUCUUUUUGUAAAUAGUGUAUCUGCUGGAAAAUUUGUGUACAGGGUACCAUGCCAGAUACUCUGUAGCUUCCCUGCAUUCCCAUGUUUCUCAGUGCUGCCGGCUGAAGGACUUGGUUAACAGCCUACUGAAAAUUAUGUUGGUUCACAGAUUUUAGGCUUUUGUUUUUGGUGUUAUUUUUAAAUGUUGCAUGUAACAUAUUCACUGUUGCUUUCUAAAUGCCUGACAUUGCAUUGCCAAAGGCUGAGGAAUGAAGCUGCACAACCAUCGUUUGUAUAUUCUGCAAGUAUUUGGGGUAAAAAUAGUAACAGUGAUUUUUAUGUUGAUUUUUAAGAAGUCAAUUUAUUCAAACCGUUUCCAUGUCCUUUGCAAAAUGAGCAGUCUUCAUUUCAGCCAUUUGAAAAAAAGUUUGUUUGUUUUUUGUGAAUGCCGGUUUUCUGACUGAUGUAUGAUCAUGAUGUACAUCCAAUCGUGUCAAAGACCUCUUAACAGCACAAGCUGUACUGUUUAGUUGGUUUUUUUUAAUGACUUGUGAUCUCAAAAAGGGAGAAAGGUCCAGUUUUGUGCUAUAAUGGAACGUGUAUCUGUCAAAUGUACCAAAUAAACACAAUAUGGUCGUGCAGUUGUUAGCACUGUCA